UCUAGAGAGAGAAAGGGAAAAAGAGUCAAAGCAGCUGCAGGAAUGGCUCGGCGUAGCAGUUGGUAUUUGUAAUGGUAAUCAUUCGGGUUUACAGGUGAAGAUUAGAAGCUCGUGACCAGAAUUUUUUCUUUUGCAGCAUUACAAAUAAGAAUCACAAUGCUACCCUUAGCUAUAUCAUCAGUAUCCUUCUCGAGGAAUUUGCAGACACCAUCUUCUUCACCUUCGUCUCUCUCUCUCUUCCUCUUUUUUUCUUGUCUUCAUAGCCUCUAUAUGCUGGAGCUAUAAAACCUCAGCAUUUUUAACGGGUUUUGCCUAAAAAGGGAAUUCUUUUCAAAGCUGAAUAUGAUAGAGUUCUUGUUCUCGUUGAAGUUCUCUAUAGAAAGAGUCUCUCUUUUACCCUUUCUGUGGUAAAAGUCCUUUAUUUUGAGAGGAUCCUUUGGGAUUUUAUUUUAUUUUUCUGUGUUUCUGUGAGGAAGAUUGAAGAAUGGGUAGUUGUGCGAGGAACAGUGGGGUUAGGCAAUAUAUAAGAUCAAAGGUGCCUAGAUUAAGAUGGACUCCUGAUCUUCAUCACUGUUUUGUUCAUGCCAUAGAGAGGCUUGGAGGCCAGGACAAGGCAACUCCAAAGCUUGUUCUCCAGUUGAUGGAUGUUAGAGGACUCACCAUUUCUCAUGUCAAAAGUCAUCUUCAGAUGUACAGAGGCAUGAAGUCUGAUGUGAUGAGCAAACAAGGUACAUAUUCAUUUUUGGGAAAUGAUGAUGGUUUCCUCUAUUGGUUCACUUCCGUGUCCAUUGUUAAUGUUGAUGACAUAGUUGUUGAUUCCUUGAUACUGACUAUUUAA
This is a messenger RNA of Olea europaea var. sylvestris, 838 nucleotides long. Its product is annotated as putative Myb family transcription factor At1g14600. The transcript is spliced from 5 exons. The record is from RefSeq and is a predicted model, not a curated record. Gene Ontology annotation, molecular function: DNA-binding transcription factor activity; DNA binding. NCBI's taxonomy places the organism in Eukaryota, Viridiplantae, Streptophyta, Magnoliopsida, Lamiales, Oleaceae. The coding region runs from base 485 to 838 and encodes 117 amino acids.